AUGCAAAAACUCAUCCGUUUACGAAAUAUCGUUCUCGGAGUGGUUCUCACCAUGACCGUAGGACUAGGAUCAAUGGCAGUCCUCAUGGGAAUCUUGUCCUAUUCCUUACCCAAUAUGGAGAAUGAAUAUAGGAUCAAGAGAGAAUGUACAGUAUUGGAACCACACACGGAAUGUUUGAAUCAUUGUUCUCAUGGCAUUAUUGGAGAGGAACAUUGCGUCCUGUAUUGUAGAGCUGUGGUUCGGGUGCAUCCCGAAGAUGAUGCAGGCUUUUGUUUGGAUCAUCAUCAGAUCCGUAAAGACAAUCAUCAUGAUGAGAACAAGGCUUUGGGUGUUUCUUCUUCUUCUUCUGUUGUUAUUGAACGGAAACAAAACGAUGACUCUACAUCAUGUUCUCAUCCAUUGGAAAUGAGUAGGAAUAGAACCACUCUAGAAUUUAGUGAGCACUCCAUGUUUUAUGAAUUACUAAGCGGAACGAAUAUUACAUGCUAUUUGGACUCCGAACUCGAUGAUGAUUCCGUUUCGUUUGAAAAACUCUCUCCAGUGCGUAAUAUAUUAUACGUGAUUGCCAUCACAUGUGCCUUGAUUGCCAUCAUGUUUCUAGUUGUAUUCAUCAUUGGUUUGGUGAGUGUAUUCAUUCAUGGAAUAUUGCCUCAUCGACUUCAAUAUAAGAGACAUGAACAUUAUGAUCAUUUGGAAGAGGCGUAUGAGAGAGUGCAUGGUCGCUCGGCAUCUUCUCGAGAGUUAUCGAGUAGUGGAGGCGUGUAA
This is a messenger RNA of Naegleria lovaniensis, 765 nucleotides long. RefSeq lists its product as uncharacterized. Lineage: Eukaryota; Heterolobosea; Eutetramitea; Acrasida; Naegleriidae. The record is from RefSeq and is a predicted model, not a curated record. The coding region runs from base 1 to 765 and encodes 254 amino acids. The transcript has a single exon.